Messenger RNA from Mus caroli (Ryukyu mouse), 2269 nucleotides. It is a transcript of the gene Ptp4a3, whose product is annotated as protein tyrosine phosphatase 4A3. The record is from RefSeq and is a predicted model, not a curated record. NCBI's taxonomy places the organism in Eukaryota, Metazoa, Chordata, Mammalia, Rodentia, Muridae. Gene Ontology annotation, biological process: protein dephosphorylation.
GACGCGCGCCGGUCUGAGUGUUUGCUCCCGGCGGGGGCCGCGCCCCGCGGCAGCCCCUGCGUGAACCCGGCCGGUGGUUGCCACGUGCAGGGCCGGAGCCGCAGGGAGGCCAGGAGUGGGGACUCAGCCAGCUGUUUUUUCGGUGUGGCGACCAGACCUGAUGGGUGAAAAGGGUGACUCUGCUCCCAUUUCUAGGGGUGCGGAAGAUUCCCUCAACAUCUGCCCGAUUUUCAUCUUCCCCAAGAGAUCCCUAUCUAGGAUUUGGCUCGCCUCAAUUUCCUUCUCUGCAUAGCUUGGGGGCAUAGGACCCCAUAUCCUUUCUUGCCUCCCGCAUGAAUGUCAGUGGGUCACCUUUGAAGUCUGGGCACUAAGUCUUGGGCCCCUUAGAGACCCGAGUCCUGGCUUAGGCACUCUGGGUCAGGCCAGAUGGGACAGCACCUCACUGUCCAUGGGGUCCUGCCAUAGCCUGUCCACACGCAGCCGGCUUAAGCAGGUGACUCCUGGUAGGGAGCUGCAGGCAUGUCUGGACUGGAUGCCAUGCUUAGCCCCCAAGGCAGGCAGAGUGACCAUCCCUCUGACCCUAUCAGUGAGGGGCAGAGUGGAUUCCAGGCCGGUUGUCACAGUGUGCCGUGUCCCAUGGAUUGUGCCUUCUGAAGACCAGGGUGGGAUUGAUGGAGAAGCCCCAGGAGGGCAGCUCUGACUACUGCCGUUCCCAACACCGUGGGUGCUGCCGCUGAGGAGGCCUGUGUACCUCUGGCCCUCACCAUUGCCCUUGCCUCCCAAUGGCCUCUGCUGCCAGGCCGGAGGCCAGCACUGCUGCCUGAGCCCGCUGCCCCUCUUCAGGACUUGCCGUUCCCUGAUGGGGUAACGUGACAGACCGGAUCAGAGGCUGCCUGCCCACCACGGCCCAGGGCCGCCAGAGUUUGGUUGAGUUCAAGUUCAUUUUCCCUUUGGUCCUGACUGCUGGGGCCCAACUCUGACCAAAGGGGACACUCCUCCGUCCACCCAUGCAGAGAGGGUGUCUCCAGCGACGGCCCCAUAGAGGACACUGCUCUGCGGCCGGAGUCACCAACCCGAAGUUCUCUCUGCUUAGUUUUUUUCGUUGUUGUUAUUUUUAUUUUGACUCCUUGUAACUUCUCCACUCUGAGGGACAGGACUUUGGAGCUGCCCAUCUUGCUGCGGGGUGGGGGAGGGGUGUGUUUGUUUCUUUUCUUUUUUAGAAUUGGGUUUUUUUGGAAUUAUCCGCCACGAGGCAGCUUCCUCUCCCUCUCCCAAGUAUUUGCACAAUAUUUGUGCGGGGUGUAGGGGCGAGGUUUUAAGAAGUCUUUUCUUUGUGGACAAGCACGGGGAUCUCACUGGACUUGGUGUGGGGGGCUGGGGGACCCCCCGUGCAGCCCUUGCUGGCUAGUCCCCUCUGGGUCCCCGGAGGAGGCAUGGCCCGCAUGAACCGGCCUGCCCCUGUGGAGGUGAGCUACCGACACAUGCGCUUCCUCAUCACCCACAACCCCAGCAAUGCUACCCUGAGCACGUUCAUCGAGGACCUGAAGAAGUACGGGGCUACUACCGUGGUGCGCGUGUGUGAAGUGACCUAUGACAAGACCCCCCUGGAGAAGGAUGGCAUCACUGUUGUGGACUGGCCCUUUGAUGAUGGGGCGCCCCCUCCUGGCAAAGUGGUAGAGGACUGGCUGAGCCUGCUGAAGGCCAAGUUCUACAAUGACCCGGGCAGCUGCGUAGCUGUGCACUGUGUGGCGGGCCUGGGAAGGGCCCCAGUGCUCGUGGCUCUUGCCCUCAUCGAGAGUGGGAUGAAGUACGAGGACGCCAUCCAGUUCAUCCGACAGAAGCGCCGUGGGGCCAUCAACAGCAAGCAGCUCACCUACCUGGAGAAGUACCGGCCUAAGCAGAGACUGAGGUUCAAAGACCCACACACGCACAAGACCAGAUGCUGCGUCAUGUAGCUCAGGCCCUGGCCCUGUACCUCAUUACAUCUGUGUCUAAGGAGUCCAACGGCUACGUGCGUCCCUGCUCUGUCCCCAUCUGUACCCACGACUGUCUUUCUGAAGCUGUCCCUGGACCCUCUGCCAGUCCUGUCCAACCCCUGUCCCCCACCCCCCACUGCCCAGGCCUUCCCCCUGGCCUGUGUAUUGUAGGUGGGAGUUUUUAAACCACUGGGCCCAAUGCCUCAGCAGUGUGGCCCUCACCCUAACCUUUUUCCAGCACCUUUGUUACCAGGUGCUCUGGACUCUCAAGGCAAUAAAUCAGGAGCUGUGGA